Molecule: messenger RNA, 2281 nt
Organism: Dipodomys spectabilis (banner-tailed kangaroo rat)
Lineage: Eukaryota; Metazoa; Chordata; Mammalia; Rodentia; Heteromyidae
Gene: Fam217b
Product: family with sequence similarity 217 member B
Exons: 3
Coding region: 771-1949 (392 amino acids)
Source: RefSeq, a predicted model, not a curated record
CAGAGGAAUCACUGUCAUGUGUGAUAUGUUUGAACAAAGCAUCACCAAGCAAUAACGUCUACUGUGUAACGUGUAUGAGCACAUUAGUUAUCUUUUAAUGGAAUGAUUUGAUAUAGAAGACAGAAUCUGGAGGGAGCUUUCCUGUAGGACGGGCUUGUGUGAUAAGUAACCCUUGCUGUUUUCUAGACAUUCCUGUAAUUAUUAGUUGAGUGAUAAGUAGACAUGAGAGCUUUGGAGAAAGAUAAUGACCUAAAUUAGCUGCACAAAUUUCCUUAAACAUUUUACUUCCAAGGAGAUUGUGAAUGUGUGUGUGUGUGUGUGUGUACACGGAAGGAUGGAAUACAUCCACAGCACUUUACAGCAGUGUGCUCUCAUAACUACUGUCUCCUGUGAAAAACAAGCAAAUAGAGACUAAACGGUAAACAAGACAAUAUUCUUUCUCUAAUUCUUUACAAGUCAGAAUACUAACCUGGCACCCAGCACAGCUUCAGUGUUUCAUUAUUGGGCAAGCACUGAGCAAUGAAAGGCAACCCAACCCAGUACUGAUCAGAGAAUGAUUUGCAAUCAGUACUUACUGUCACUGUGUUGUUGCUUCUAGUUCCGGCAGUGAAGUGAUCUUUCCAAAUAUAAGAGGAAUAAAGAAGUCACCUUCCCAGCUGUCAACGUCUUCCAGCACAUUGAGCAAGAAUAUUUUAAGUACCACAGCAAAGACAGUUUAUCACGCAUUAGAUGAUGAUCAGCCAUGUGAUUUUUUCAAGAAAAGGAAUAGGAUGAGUGAAUCUUAUCAGAAAAGCAGUAAUAUGGAUGCUUGCCCAUCUUGGAGUAAAGUACAUCAUUCAAAGAAUUCUUCAGGAAAAAAGCAGAGUAAAUCCCAAAUCCCUGGUGUUUCUUCCCAGCUGAGAAGUGGCCUGGCGGGGGCCUCCCAGCCAGCUGGAGACAAACACAAGGAAGGCAUUUCUGCGGAAAGAAGACCUGGCCGGAAUAUACCCAGCCCCAGGAGUCAGGGGGGCUCAGGACACAAGCUGCUGAUGGACUUGGGAUCGAUGAAGAUCAUGGAGGAAGACGCUGAUGAAGACAGCGCCAGUGAUCUGUCAGAUUCAGAGAGAAUCCACAUCCCUCCCUCUCCCCUCACACCUCCAGAUCUUAAUCUUCGAGCUGAAGAAAUAGAUCCUGUUUCCUUCGACCUUCACCCGGGACAGGGCGGGGCAAGGCCGGAGUACUACUACCCAGAUUUCCUCCCACCUCCGUUCAGUUCCUGGGACCUGCGGGACAUGGCCAUGCUUCAGAAUGCAGAGUGCAAGAUAGAGGUGACCACCCGAGCUGGGAGCCUUGGAAAGUACAUGGACAGACUCAUCCAGCUGGAGUGGCUGCAGAUCCAGACAGUGCAGUGUGAGAAGAGCAGAGCUGCUAAGACAAGGCCUCCUGUCGCCCCGGGGGCCUCUGGAGCUGUGAAAAGCCCUGGGAGAAGCAAGCUACUUGCUAGUGCUCUGUCCAAACCAUUACCUCACCCAGAAGGAACUUCAAAGCCAGGCCCUUCACGAAAGAAAGAUUGUCACCAUGAGGAAGUCCACCCUUCCUAUUAUACAUUUGAGGCCUCCCCAAGACGCAUGGAUGGGCCCAGUUGGACCAGGUUGGCCUCUCAGAAGCCAACCUCUGAGAUGAAGACCGAGGAGAAGAAAAAGAAAUCAAGUAAAAGCACCAAGCUGAGACACUGGGAUUUGCCCUGCAGCGACAACAGCUCUAAGAUGGAAGCCAAUGGCAACAUCCGAAUUCCCAAACAGUCAGCCAUGUUACUGGACCCAGCUGAUCCCUGCCGCAUCCCCAGAACACAAGCCCACGCCAAUCUUAAGAAAAAAGGCAAUGUGAAUAACUGUGGUCAUGCCACCGUGUCCAGUGAGAAGAAACUCAAAACAAAUGGAGGAAAGCAAAACACAUACAGAUUAAAGUAGUAUCUAAAAUAAUAUGUUGCAGACCCAUAGAUUCCUUAACCUCUUCUAGAAGGUCCAGCAUUGGGCACCUGGAGGCUGUCUGUGAGGGCUGACGGUUAGGCGGUCAGUGGGCUCUUUGUCUAUCCCACACCCAUCCCAAUAGAAUCACUUUCAAAGGGAGAUUUUUCUCAGUAAGUCCUCCUUGAGUUAAUAGUCAAGCAAAAGUGUUAGAGCCCUUUUGGGUAACAUUUCCUCAAAGGGAUAAAAUAAUGAUGCCAUCUAGCCUAUGUGUGGAUUAGCUCCUCAUUGUCACAGGUCCUAGUGUUGGAAAUAAAGCCCUUUUGGCUACCGCC